UUCUGCGAGAGCAUCAUGGCUUUGGAGAGGCAUUGCAAAGCCCCGCGGAGCUCUGCUAGUCGUUGAAGCACAGAUGAUCUACUCCAUGCAGAUCUAUGCUCUUAAGUCUCGCUGCUAGGUUGGCAGUGAAGGUCCAGGUAGCAGGAAGGCCACUCAAUGCUGCCUGAGAGCUGUGAGCAGACAGGUGGGUUCGGAGACUGUGGUAAUCGUCCAGCUGCAGCCAAACUUGAACAGCUCGAACACAGUGAGCUUCCAUUUCCUUCCAAGGCUUCGAUUCAGACUUCAGUUUCCCCUGGAUCGAUUGCGUGUGGCGGAGGUCACGAUGCCGGGGACUCAGCCAGUGCAAUAUUGCCUGGCGAGGCAACUGCGACCCUGUGCGCCUGCCUUCUCUGAUCCAAUGCCAACUACAUCUCCUGCGGAAAUGUGUUCUGGAGAUGUAUUCGCACUGCUGUGAAUGUUAGGAUAUCUCCUACAAAGUCACAACACACAUCGGGAAGAUGCCGCUGGGCACAGGGCAGUUCUGCCUUGCGUCCGAGUUGCACCACAAACGUCAUCCCCAAACAUCGUGACGUCCGGUUGGGAAGGCUACAAGCAGAUUUACAUAAUUGUUCACACGCUCGAUUGACGACCUAGGCUUCAAACCUGCCAUCAGGGUGGCCGGCAAUAGGUCAUGUCGGCUCUCCAGGCGGACCGGUUGCUCAGCUGCAAAAGACCACUUCUGCCACGCAAAGAAGCACCGACAUCGAAGCAAAUCCGCCCUACUCCCUCGUCGAGAAAGGAUCGGCGCGCGUUGUUGGGCCGUUCGACGCGACCCUUGAAAUGUUUAUACACAAUACAACGCGUCGCGUGAGCAGGGGAUAUAUAUACUGUCGUCUCCUCGCCUCGUCCCUGUUCUGCUUCUUCUUUUCUCUCCAUACGAAGAGUCUUGCUACGACAAUUGCAGAUAUACAUGACAAAGGUUACAAUGUCUACAAUCACAUCAAGCUCUUCGUACUGUAGCCCUGCGCCCAAGUGGCGUUGGGCUACAGAAGGUCUGUACUCUGACACCUCCUCUGAUAUGCUGAACUACAUUGCAGGUGACUUGCACCGCUCGCCAACACGGUCGACGAACUCGAUCUUCGGUGCUUCUCCCGCCUCCCCCACGCCGCCGUCCCCUCGAUCCCGCCGGCAACCGACACUCCGCACCCCGAUAGUCCACGGUCCCGGUCAUUAUCUGCGCGCCGCCGAGUCACCUCGACGUCGUCGACAGCCUCGGAUCGUCCCCGAUCCGAGCCCGGGCCCCGUCCCCUUUCACUAUCGGCGAGCACCCAGUGUGGAGUCCCCGUGCCGUAUGCCAACUGUGUCACCUCCGCCUCUGGUCAAGUCUCCAAGAAUCAAGGCGUUUUCCCGAGCGACUCGAAAGUUUUUUCCUUUCUAGUGGAAAGGUCCUAUCGUCUCGCCUCGGCCAAAACCGACUCGACCACCGAUCAAGGCGUUCUCCAAAGCCAGUUACAGGCGCUUGGACCAUGGUGCACUCCUGCCAAGGGUGAUCGCCCACAUGACAACGAGGCCCAUCAAGGCUUUCUCCAAGGGAAACAUCCGCGGGCUGAUCGACCGCCGGAUCCCCUUGAAGCCACGUGUCAGCGACCCAGCACCCCCUCCCCCUGCUCCUCAAGGCGUAGUACGCGUACGCAUCAGGGGGCCACUACUGUCGCGCUCUCCCAGCAGUUGUGGCAGCAGUUGUGCCAGCAGCACCUUGACGACUUCUCCGGCGGCGUCUCCCACCAGCCAAGAUGACUUUGAUGCAGAUGAAGCCUUCCUGGAUUCAUUUGUUUCAGAGUUGCCAAUUCCCGAGACGCCGCCCACUGGCCCGGUCCUUUGUUCCCGCACCCAGCCAACAACGGCACUGGAACCCUCCCUGGGUUUCUUUGCUCGUUGCGGACAAAUCGUGGACUCGGCAGUCAGUAAGGUUGCACAAUGGGUUUGUUCCUGGUUCAAGUAACCUCGGCAAUUUUGACACUGGCAUGCGGUACGGGCAAUGUGAGGGAUUGAGUGGUGGUUGAUGGUGGUGGUUGAUGGUGGUGGUUGA
This is a messenger RNA of Exophiala dermatitidis NIH/UT8656, 2068 nucleotides long. RefSeq lists its product as uncharacterized. Bases 950 to 1417 code for a protein of 155 amino acids. The record is from RefSeq and is a predicted model, not a curated record. The transcript is spliced from 2 exons. Lineage: Eukaryota; Fungi; Ascomycota; Eurotiomycetes; Chaetothyriales; Herpotrichiellaceae.